CCCCUUUUUUCCGCCUUAUCCAAAAUGCAUGUCUUUCUCCAAACCCCUCGUCUCUUCUCCUUCCCUAAACCUCUAAACCUCGUACCCAAAACCCAACCUUUCGACCACCAUUUUCCAUGCCUUCCUUCUCUUUCCAAACCCGUAAACCCCAAAAAAUUCGCAGUUGAGUGCUUUAGCUCGGACGAGUUUCCCGUCGAUGAGACUUUCCUCGAGAACUUUGGCCGAAAGGACAAAGAGACAGAGGAUGAAGCUCGCCGUCGCAAUUGGAUCGAGCGGGGAUGGGCACCUUGGGAGGAAAUCCUUACCCCAGAAGCCAAUUUCGCCAGAAAAUCGCUCAACGAAGGGGAAGAAGUCCCUCUCCAGUCCCCUGAAGCAGUUGAAGCUUUCAAGAUGUUGAAACCCUCAUACAGGCUGAAGAAAAUCAAAGAAAUGGGCCUUACUGAAGAUGAAUGGUAUCAGAAGCAGUUUGAGAUCAAAGGGGAGAUUCCAGAGCCACUGCAGACCCUGUGGACAGGGCCAUUGGUGGUAAGACAUGUGCCACCAAGAGAUUGGCCUCCAAGGGGGUGGGAGGUGGAUAAGGAGGAGCUGGAAUUUAUCAGGGAAGCGCAUAAGUUGCUGGCAGUGAGGAUGGAUUUGGAGGAGCUUGAGAGGGAGGUGAGGACAGAUGAUAAGGAUAUGUGCUUGGACCGAUAUAAGAUGUUCUUGAAGCAGUACAAAGAAUGGGUAGCAGCAAAUAAGGACAGGUUGGAAGAAGAAUCUUAUAAGUAUGAUCAAGAUUAUCAUCCUGGGAGGAGAAAAAGAGGCAAGGACUAUAAAGAAGGCUUGUAUGAGCUUCCAUUUUAUUACCCAGGACAGAUUUGUCAAGGAAAAGUGACCACUUUGCAUCUAUAUCAAGGUGCAUUUGUUGAUAUUGGCGGUGUAUAUGAUGGGUGGGUGCCAAUCAAAGGCAAUGAUUGGUAUUGGAUCCGCCAUCACAUCAAAGUUGGUAUGAAUGUCAUUGUUGAAAUUUUGGCGAAACGUGAUCCUUAUCGCUAUAGAUUUCCCAUUGAAAUGCGUUUUGUCAAUCCUAACAUAGACCACUUGAUCUUUAACAGAUUUGAGUUUCCACCAAUAUUUCAUCGCGAUGAGGAUACUAAUCCAGAUGAGUUACGGCGUGAUUCUGGAAGACCUCCUGUUCCUAGAAAAGAUCCAGGGACAAAACCAGAGGAGGAGCCUUUGUUGUCAAAUCACCCUUACGUUGAUAAGUUGUGGAAUAUACAUGUUGCUGAACAAAUGAUUUUGGCCGAUUUGGAGGCCAAUCCUGAGAAAUACAAAGGCAAAAAGUUAUCUGAGUUGACUGAUGAAGAUGAUUAUAAUGAAGAAAAUAAUGCUAUACAUACCAAAGCCUAUUUCAAGAAAAGCUUACUACCAAAAAUGAUUCUGAAAACAAGUGUUAAAGACCUCGACUUGGAAGCUGCCUUAGCUGAGCGUGAGGUCACUAUUUCAUCCACUGUUUGUAAUCUUUAUUCUUUUGUUCUGGAAGCAAUUCUGCAGAACCCAUUGAUCCAUGGCAGUUCAAGUGAAUAUGAGACUGCCUUAGUAGGCCAGAAGUACCUUCACAAUGAUGUGUUUUCAUCAAUCUGUUGCUUCUGAAGACAGACAAUUUAAGCCCAAGCGUUCCAAUAGUUACAACAAUAGGAAGUGAUUCCAGCUUUAGUCAUUAACUUCAUUUUUCUUUUUUUUUGGCAUGUGUUAACUGGUAAACAAUGGGGCUACUAAGCAGAUUUAU
Molecule: messenger RNA, 1768 nt
Organism: Rubroshorea leprosula
Lineage: Eukaryota; Viridiplantae; Streptophyta; Magnoliopsida; Malvales; Dipterocarpaceae
Source: the annotation of a GenBank genome assembly